Molecule: messenger RNA, 1490 nt
Organism: Nicrophorus vespilloides
Lineage: Eukaryota; Metazoa; Arthropoda; Insecta; Coleoptera; Silphidae
Gene: nclb
Product: periodic tryptophan protein 1 homolog
Exons: 7
Coding region: 93-1460 (455 amino acids)
Biological process (GO): rRNA processing
Cellular component (GO): nucleus
Molecular function (GO): protein binding
Source: RefSeq, a predicted model, not a curated record
CUUGUUUUGAACGGAAUUUUCGACUGUCAGUUAACAUCAGUUAAUUUUUAACCUCUCUUAAUACACGUGUAUAAUAAAUAAUUACUUAUAUUAUGGAUUUGGAAGAGAACGAGUUGUCCGAGCCUAACAGCAUAAAUUUCAUACCUUGCCUAAAAUGGGUGAAAAAAGGUGUCGCAAAAGCAAAUCCAGAGAAAGUACAAUUGACCAAAGAAGAACUAAUACAAGUUAUAAAAGAUGCAAAAAGCAAAUUGAAAACUACAGAAAAUGCAGAAGGAUCUGCUGAAGGCAGCAGUUCCAUGAAUGUAGAAAAUGAGUUUGAUUUGGAGAAUUAUGAUGAAGAUGAUGAUGAAACAUAUGGAUUAGAACAAUUAGGAAUACAGAAUAUAAUGGAAGUACCUAAUUUAGAAGAAAAUCUGACUGAUGAUGAUUCUGAUAAUGCAGAUGAUAUUAUUCAACCAGCUGAUAACUUAAUUUUAGUUGGAAAAGUGGAGGGAGAUGCUAGUAUAUUAGAAGUAUAUGUCUAUAAUGAAAAUGAAGGGUCCCUGUACUGUCAUCAUGAUUUAUUCUUGCCCUCAUUUCCACUGUGCAUUGAAUGGUUAGAUUAUGAGCCUGGAAAUAAUAAGGGCAAUUACUGUGCCAUCGGAUCCAUGUCUCCAGUUAUUGAUAUAUGGGAUGUGGAUGUUGUGAAUUGCCUUGAACCAGCUUACCAUCUGGGUCAAAAAGCAAGCAGAAAGAAAGGGAGAGAACAUAUUGGUCACACAGAUGCAGUCCUUGAUUUGUCUUGGAACCCAUCUUAUCAUCAUGUGUUAGCUAGUGCUUCAGUAGACCAAACUAUUCUAUUGUGGGAUAUUGAUGAAGGAAAACCAAGUUCAAAAAUAGAAGUUUUCCAGGAAAAAGUCCAGUGCAUUAAAUGGCAUAAAUUAGAAGCAUACACGCUGUUAGCUGGUGGAUGUGAUAACACUGUCAGAGUUUUCGACUGCAGGAAUCUAGAAUCACACUUAUCUUGGACAAUUGAUGGAGAAGCUGAAAGGAUUUGUUGGAAUCCUUUGGAACCGUACAUGUUCUUUGUUGGUACAAGCAAUGGUUCAGUGCAAUGUAUUGACUGCAGAAAUGGUCCCAUGUGGUCAAUGAAGGCCCACGAAAAAGAAGUAACUGGAAUGUCUAUCAGUGGUCAAUGCCCGGGUUUAUUGGUAACGGCAUCUACUGAUGGUAUGUUUAAAGUGUGGGAUUUCAAACAGGAAAAUCAACCUGCAUUGAUCGAGGAAAGAAAUUUGAAAUUGGAGGGUGUACAUUGUUUGGAACUGUGCCCUGAUUCGCCUUUUGUUAUUGCCGCUGGCGGCGAUAAUAAGAUGAAUAACUUUAAAGUAUUGAAUCUGACUUCAAUUGAACAAGUUGAAGCCGCAUUUGGAUCCAGACCAUUGAUACAAUUAGAAGUAGCUAAUGACGAGUCUACUAAUUAGAUUUAAUAUACAUUUUAUUUUUAAUAAAAU